Molecule: messenger RNA, 2290 nt
Organism: Habropoda laboriosa
Lineage: Eukaryota; Metazoa; Arthropoda; Insecta; Hymenoptera; Apidae
Gene: Naa35
Product: N-alpha-acetyltransferase 35, NatC auxiliary subunit
Exons: 10
Coding region: 22-2226 (734 amino acids)
Biological process (GO): N-terminal peptidyl-methionine acetylation
Cellular component (GO): NatC complex
Source: RefSeq, a predicted model, not a curated record
GUGACAGGUCAGUCUGUAAGAAUGGCGACUGCGGUAGAAGAACAGAAUUCGGUUGACAUGAGUGAAGAUAAAGAAUCACAAUUCGACCAAGUCACUUAUCACCAAGUUAGUUGGGUGGAUAUUACUCAAGAAUUUUUCGAGGCCAUUAGAGAACUGGAGUUAGGUGAAAUAUUACACGAUGAGUUGUUUGGAUUAUUUGAGGCAAUGUCUGCAAUUGAAAUGAUGGAUCCAAAAAUGGAUGUUGGCAUGUUGUGCAAUCGAGGGAACAACAAACCAUGCACUUUUGCACAGGCUGUUGAAUCGGGUGCAUUAAAAUUGGACAAUUUAACUCCAGCAGAAGUUAUAGGAAUAAUAGAUUCAACCUAUGCGUGUAUAGUGUCUUGGUUGGAAGGUCAUAGUUUAGCCCAAACAGUUUUCACUAACUUGUACCUUCACCAACCCAGUCAAAUAGUGGAUAAACCUUUAAAAAUCUUUUGUUAUGCUGUGUACAAAAUAAUUGAGAUAAUUAAAGAUUGCAUCAAUAAAGCAUUGGUUUUUGAAGAAGAAGAUUUCCAGAGUGUUACUUACGGUUAUAGAUUGCAACAGGAUAUUACAGAACAAAAAAUCAUAUCUAUGUUACAAGAAGUAGAAGAAGAACUACAUAGGAAAAGUAGAAUAAAACUAAUCGAUGUAGAAUUAGAGACAGAAUAUAAUGAUGGAUUAGCAUUGUAUGCCAGAAUUAGAUUUACUAAAAUGUUUUAUCGAAUUUUAUCAUUAAUGGGGAAAAAAGAACAAUUGCAACAGAAUUUAAAUGAUUGUCAUAGAUUAUUAUCAAAAUGUUCUUAUAUAAUUCAAGUUAUGAUUAAGACAGUAAACUGUGGAGAGAAAGCUGAUGAAAUAUCAAAUUAUCCAACUAUUAUGGGGUUUGAUCCCAUGGUAAAUCAAAGAUUAUUACCACCAACAUUUCCACGGUAUACUAAGAUAAAACCAAGAAUAGAGGCUCUAAAGUAUCUGGAUGAAUUAUUGAAUAGAUUUCGAACAGUUACUAUGAUCACCAACCAGAAUGGAUUUCAUGCAGCUCUGGACUUUUUUUUAGAAUUUUCACGACAAAGUCCGUGUAUACUAUCCAGAUCAAUGCUGCAGAUAAUUUAUUUACCUACAACAAAUCGGGUGUUCGGUGUGCAAAACUUUGCCGAUGUUUUGAAAGAAGCGGUACGAAAUUUCACAGGGUCUCCAGCUUUAAUGCCAAAGAGCACGUUAUUUUACAAUCAUCUAGCCAAGGGAAAUGUUGAUAGUUUCAUGUCUCAUUGUGUAUACCUCUUUGGCAGUUUAUUACAACUUACUGGCCAUAACAGAGCAAGACAGAGAGACAAAUUAGCACAUUUAUUGGAAGAAUUUGCAACAUUGCAAGAUGAAGCUGAAAGAUUAGAUGAAUUUUUACACGCUUGUUUGACAUUGAAAGGUGAUGCAUCCAGGUCAUACUUAACUUGUUUUCAAACAUGGAUUUUGUAUUAUACACUACGAGUAAUGGUCAUAUAUUUGUUAAGUGGUUUUGAGUUAGAAUUGUAUUCCGUACACGAAUACCACUAUAUAUUUUGGUACCUGUAUGAAUGUCUUUAUGGAUGGCUUGUAUCAGCUAUUUCAAGAGCUAGUAUGUUUUUUAUGCAGCAAGAUUUACAUAACGAUACACAUAAAGGUAGAGGCGGUAAAAAGAGUGCGAAAAAUAGGAAGAAAAAAUCGACAUCGAGUACAUAUGGUUUAGAAAUAUUAAUGUAUCAAGCUAUGCAAAAUAUAUGUGGAGGAUAUUAUAAAGCUUUACUUGGUUUUCGUAUCGAUGGAAAAAUACCACUUCCGGAAGUGCAAUUUGAUUCAGAAAAAAUUCGGUAUGAGCAUAGGUUAUCACCGUUUUCUGCGUUACUGACACCAACAUUGGUCCGUUACGACACCUUCUUAGAAAUGACUAAAGAACAGACAAUGUACGAAGGAAAUAAACCGAUUACUGGUGAAGUGCAGUACUUAGCCGGUUGCCGUCAUUUUAAUCAAGCUAGAAGUAUGUUGAACCGGGCAUUGUCCCUUUACCCACCGAAUGCUAGUACCGUAAACGAGAUCAAUCAGUUGUUAAAAGUGGCGAAAACGAAUUUCGUGGUUCUAAAGUUGCUCGGUUAUGGACAUAAAAAGGAUUCCAAAGAACCUCCAGUAUUCGACUUCUCGUGUCAUCAACAUUUUCCAUUGAUAAAACUGUCCUAAAUCAUUUGUAACGGCCAUCAUUUCAUGCUAUAAACGACCUAUUAUUUAUUCUAGCUUUAAUCGU